AUGGCGACCCUCGCCGCGCUGCUCCUCCUGGUCGCCGCUUCCAAUGCCGCCGCGCUGAGCGCCAAGGCCGUGGAGUACCACAGCUUCGUAGCCACCCCGCUCUCGCCCCACGCGUACACCGCUCCGGCUGCGGACGCGGACGAGGAUGUCUUCGGCGGCAGCCUUGCCGUCGCGGAGGAGGCGCAGCAGCCGCCGCCGCGUCGGCCGUGCACUUCCGCGUGGUCCACCGGGACACCUUCGCGGUGA
This is a messenger RNA of Miscanthus lutarioriparius, 246 nucleotides long. The record is from the annotation of a GenBank genome assembly. Lineage: Eukaryota; Viridiplantae; Streptophyta; Magnoliopsida; Poales; Poaceae.